GCCAGAUUCUCCCAUUUUCUUGCAAGAUGAAAGAAGGGAACAAUGAAUGAGUCACUGGACAGUUUAGUAAAUGAUUCUGAUUCCCUGGAUUAUGUUGCUGCUUUAGGAAACUGCACUGAUGAACAAAUACCAUUCAAGAUGCAGUACCUCCCCGUUAUCUAUGGCAUCAUCUUCCUCGUGGGCUUCCCGGGAAACAUAGUGGCCAUUUCCAUCUACAUUUUCAAAAUGCGGCCCUGGAAGAGUAGCACCAUAAUCAUGUUGAACUUGGCCUUGACAGACUUGCUGUAUCUAACCAGCCUUCCUUUCCUCAUCCAUUACUAUGCCAGUGGUGAAAACUGGAUCUUUGGGGAUUUCAUGUGCAAGUUCAUCCGGUUCGGCUUCCAUUUCAACCUGUACAGCAGUAUCCUCUUCCUCACCUGCUUCAGCAUCUUCCGUUAUGUAGUCAUUAUUCACCCCAUGAGCUGCUUUGCCAUUCACAAAACUCGAUGGGCAGUGGUAGCGUGUGCUGGGGUGUGGGUCAUUUCUCUGGUAGCCGUCAUACCCAUGACAUUUCUGAUCACAUCAACCACUAGGACCAAUAGAUCUGCCUGUCUUGAUCUCACCAGUUCUGAUGACCUCACUACCAUCAAAUGGUACAAUCUAACAUUGACUGCGACCACUUUCUGCCUUCCCUUGGUGAUAGUGACACUUUGCUAUACAACAAUUAUCAGCACCCUAACCCAUGGGCCUCAGACUCACAGCUGCAUCAAGCGGAAAGCUCGAAGGCUAACCAUUCUGCUACUCCUUGUAUUUUAUAUAUGUUUUUUACCCUUCCAUAUCUUGAGGGUCAUUCGGAUUGAAUCUCGCCUGCUUUCAGUCAGCUGCUCCAUCGAGAAUCACAUCCAUGAAGCUUACAUUGUUUCUAGACCAUUAGCUGCCCUCAACACCUUUGGUAACCUGUUGCUCUAUGUAGUGGUUAGCAAUAACUUUCAGCAGGCUGUCUGCUCCAUAGUGAGAUGCAAAGCCAGUGGGGACCUUGAGCAAACAAAGAAAGGCAGUUGCUCACACAACCCUUGAGAUACAUCACUUAAUCAAGCAAAAAU
Nannospalax galili (Upper Galilee mountains blind mole rat) is the source of this 1082-nucleotide messenger RNA. RefSeq names its product oxoglutarate receptor 1 (gene Oxgr1). The transcript has a single exon. Gene Ontology annotation, biological process: G protein-coupled receptor signaling pathway. Gene Ontology annotation, cellular component: plasma membrane. Lineage: Eukaryota; Metazoa; Chordata; Mammalia; Rodentia; Spalacidae. The coding region runs from base 43 to 1056 and encodes 337 amino acids. Gene Ontology annotation, molecular function: G protein-coupled receptor activity. The record is from RefSeq and is a predicted model, not a curated record.